CAUGCGUGUCUCCACGGUCACACUUGUCCUAAUAUUUUCUAUUUUGCAAUAAAAUAAAAUGGGAGAAGUAAAACCCGCUAAAGUGGAAAACUAUAGCACGGGGACCGAUGCAAACACGCUGUUUGUAGAUGGGGAGCGGGUGCUGUGUUUUCACGGCCCGCUCAUUUACGAAGCGAAGGUGCUGAAAACAAAGCCAGAUGCGACGCCGGUUGAGUACUACAUCCACUACGCGGGUUGGAGCAAAAACUGGGACGAGUGGGUGCCCGAGAGCCGAGUGCUGAAGUACAACGAUGACAACGUCAAGCGCCGACAGGAGCUGGCGCGCCAGUGUGGUGAGCGCUCCAAGAAGGACAAUAAGAAAGGCAGCGCCAAGGCCAAGAAAAUGGAGCAGAUGCGCAACGAAUCUCGUGCCUCAACGCCAUCCAAGGAUAGCAACACCUCGCAAUCGACCGCUAGCAGCAUACCGACAGUUCCGGGCAACAAAUCGGACGCCGGGAGCACUAGCAGCACAACCACCAACAGCACUGGCACCACGACGACGAGCAGGGCCAACCGCAAGUCCACACAGACGACGGCGGCCACGGUACGACCUGGAACGCCCAGUGAGAAAAAAGAUGAUGAGACCACAGAGGACGAGGCAGUCACCCCGGUGGCGCCGAAAAAGAAAAGGAUGAGCGAACAGAGGCCAUCCCUAACAGGCAGCGAUGUGGCAGACAAGGCACCAGCGUCCAGCACCACCCCAUCCACUCCCACCACGGAGCCCGCUCCUUGCGUAGAAAGUGAGGAGGCCUACGCCGCCAAACUGGAGGUAAAGAUCAAGAUACCUGACGAACUGAAGCACUAUCUGACGGAUGACUGGUAUGCGGUGGUGAGGGAGCACAAGCUGCUGGAGCUGCCCGCCAAGGUAACAGUGCAACAAAUCUCCGAGCAGUAUUUGGCGCACAAGAAGUCAGUAAAGUCGACUAGCGCCAGCAAGGAGGUGGCCAUAAAUGAUGUUCUUGAUGGAAUUGUGGAAUAUUUUAAUGUAAUGCUCGGCUCCCAGUUGCUGUACAAAUUCGAGCGCACCCAGUACGCGGAUGUAAUGCAAAAACAUCCGGACACACCGCUGUCCGAGCUGUACGGAUCCUUUCACCUGCUACGCCUGUUUGUGCGGCUGGGAUCAAUGCUCAGCUAUUCUGCGUUGGACCAACAGUCCAUGCAGAAUCUGCUCGUACACCUGCAGGAUUUCCUUAAGUUCCUGGUAAAGAAUAGCGCCAUGUUUUUCAGUAUGAGCAACUUCAUCAAUGUGGACCCCGAAUACGUGCGAAAUGCUCAGUAGGCAAUCAUCUCUCUUUGACUUGAAGUAAAUAUUUUAUCCAAACAGUUUGCAAUAAUUUGAUAGUUGCUCCUAACAACUGGUUUGUAAAUUAAAACACAAGUAACAAUGUUUUGUAAUAAGCUAAUAGUAAUGCUAAUAAAAUGUCAGCACCUUGUAAAAAUUA
Molecule: messenger RNA, 1481 nt
Organism: Drosophila rhopaloa
Lineage: Eukaryota; Metazoa; Arthropoda; Insecta; Diptera; Drosophilidae
Gene: MRG15
Product: nuA4 complex subunit EAF3 homolog
Exons: 4
Coding region: 59-1318 (419 amino acids)
Biological process (GO): regulation of DNA-templated transcription; chromatin organization
Cellular component (GO): NuA4 histone acetyltransferase complex; nucleus
Source: RefSeq, a predicted model, not a curated record